Oryctolagus cuniculus (rabbit) is the source of this 1832-nucleotide messenger RNA. The record is from RefSeq and is a predicted model, not a curated record. Lineage: Eukaryota; Metazoa; Chordata; Mammalia; Lagomorpha; Leporidae.
UCUCGGCUUGGGGACUGAGAGGCUGCUGGAAAGGAGAGGCCGGAGCCGGAGCCUCCUCUCCCGGACCCCGGUGAGGGCAGCCUCCGUGCUGGCAGCCCCUGCCACCCCGCCAGCUGCGUGUGGGGAAGGGGAGACCCCAGUGCCUUCCAUGUCCCCUUGAAAAAGCCUCUUGGGGGUAUUUGCCAGCUGAUCCUGGAUAGGACCUUCCCCGGUGCCCCCAGCAUGGCUGUUGGCGCCCGUGUCCCCUGACCCCGGCUCACGCAGGCCUCUGCCCUCUGUCCCCCAGGUCUGGCCGUGCAUCAGAUCAUCACCAUCACCGUCUCCCUCAUCAUGGUCAUUGCUGCUCUCAUCACAACUCUUGUCUUAAAAAACUGCUGUGCCCAGAGUGGGCGUGCGCGGAGGAGCAGCCACCAGCGCAAGAUCAACCAGCAGGAAGAGAGCUGCCAGAACCUGACCGACUUCCCGCCAGCCCGGGUGCCCAGCUCCGUGGACAUCUUCACGGCCUACAACGAGAGCCUGCAGUGCUCCCAUGAGUGCGUGCGGGCGCCCGUGCCCACCUACGCGGACGACACGCUGCACUCGGCCGGGGAGUUCAAGUCCGCCUUUAACGGAAACCGACCCUCCUCCUCCGACCGGCAUCUCAUCCCCGUGGCCUUUGUGUCUGAGAAGUGGUUUGAAAUCUCCUGCUGACUGGCUCAAGCCUUCUUUACCUCCUGGAGCAGGGCAGACGCCAUGUGUCUGUUUCACGGAUUCCGUUGGUGAACCUGUACAAACAAACAAACAAACAAACAAACAAAAAAACACAAAACCUAGGACUCAGCCGUCUCCGGGGAGGGUCCCCGCACCUGCCGCUCCGCCCGCCGGGGGACCCGCAGAGCAAGGACGCUGGAGGCCAAAUCUAUUUUUGUAAAAGUGCUCGUGCCUAAGGGUGACCGCCUUCGCCCGGCGCCGUCCUGGAGAGCGGAGGAGGAAGGCGAGGCAGGACCUGGAAACGCAGGGGGAGGCCCGGCAGGACGCGCCCCAGGCCGGGACUCGCCCGGGAUCGGAACCUGUGCCAAUAAUACCACUAUGUGCCAUGUACUGCCCCAGAGGCUCGGCCGCCAGGAAACAGGGGUGGGACUGUCUUCCGACAGAGUCGCUAUUUCUGGUUAAUAUACAUAUAUAAAUAUAUAAAUACCAACAGACACACACACACACCUUUUUUGUACUGUAGCAAUUUUUGAAGCUCUUAAAUGUUCCUUUUUAAAAAAAAACAGAAUUGUGUUCUAGGUUACCAAAACCUGAUUUAUUCUCCAUGCUUAGUACGAACAGAACACACUGGUGUUUUCUACCUUGGCCAUGCACCCCACACAUGUACCACGCCCGCACACACGCAUACACACGCACACACACACGUGCACAUUCGCCCACACCCUGGAAACCCAGGUCCGCAGGUGAGCAUAGUCUUUAUUAUUUCUGGCGACCUGGUGUCCCACUCCCAUCCGCCCGGGGGACAGCCUCGGCCCGGGCCGCGAGGUCCUGGAGGCGCACGGCCUGCGCCUGCCAGCCGUGCGCUGAGCGGCACCAGGGCUGUGGAUCUGCUGCCUCGGGCCUGGGUUGAGGACGCCCUGGUUGUCUCUCUGUAUCCACACCCCGCCCAGCAAGACCUUCUCCAUGUCACCGUUUGUAAACGUCACCUAGCGGCCCAGCGCAGGGUCCCCGAGCCAGCCGCCGCUCCGCGGGCCCCAGGUGGCACCGGGAGGGAGUGGUGGAUCCUUGGGCCUUUGUGUUAUACAAGCAUAGACUGAAUUUUAAAACUUUCCGGUUCCAAACAUUAAAGGAAUAUAUCCUUA